Molecule: messenger RNA, 5688 nt
Organism: Ictalurus furcatus (blue catfish)
Lineage: Eukaryota; Metazoa; Chordata; Actinopteri; Siluriformes; Ictaluridae
Gene: trpm2
Product: transient receptor potential cation channel, subfamily M, member 2
Exons: 33
Coding region: 751-5250 (1499 amino acids)
Biological process (GO): calcium ion transmembrane transport
Cellular component (GO): membrane
Molecular function (GO): ligand-gated calcium channel activity
Source: RefSeq, a predicted model, not a curated record
CUUGAAAAAAAUAAUAAUCCUUGAAAGAGCAGUCCUUGCUAUUGAUGGAAUUCUUUAGAUAUAUUAAGUGGCUUUUGUCGUUGUUACAGUUUAUGCAUGUGGCUUUGAUAACUUUCAUUUAAUAUCAUAUGUAUUUGCAAGGUCAAGAUGUUUUGUAUAUUUUACAUCCAAAUUUUGCAGAAAUGCCCAGAAGAGAGAGUAAAAUACAUCCAAUGAUGGUGGAAAACCAGCAGUUAAAAAAUAUAGAAUUUAACACCAUGAUGUCACAAAUAAACAAGGUGAGGCAAUAAAUUUAUGUUUGGAAACUGUUUUUGAAUACUUAAUAAUAUGUGAUGUUGAGUGCUUAUUUCAUAUAAUUGCAUGAUCUUGACAUAGAAAUACUUAUUUUUUCUUUAUUUUUUUUGUUUUAAAUCCUUAUAUAUUCAAAACCAAGUCAAACACUUUAAGUUAAUUCAUUAUUGAAAAUGGUUUAUAAAUGUUCUUGUGUGGUGAAAUGUAAGCAAGCCUAAGUGCUUUCUCCAUUUGGAAAGUUUGAUUUUAUUGACAUGUGAGACAUUAAUGGAGCUUUCUCAUCCUGAUCAGCAUCUUUCACAGCAGUCCCCUGACUGCUCUCACGUCUCAUUAUAGUGACGUCAUCAGUGUUAUGACCGAGGGCACUCACUCCAUGCACUCGCUCCACUGCAUACACUCCACUGCAGUGUCUUUUUUUCACUCUGUUGUGUGUGUUAAUGUGUCUGUGUCUGUGUGAGUAUGUCGAUGGAAGACGGAGUGCAGGCUCUAUCUGUGUGUGUGGCUAAAAGCAGAUAUCUGUCUCCAUCUUCCUCUUUCCAGCGCUGCUCGUUUUCCUCCUGGAUUAAAGUCAACAUCAAGAAAAAAGAGUGCUGCUUCUAUGUAGAAGAUGGCAGAAAGGAGAUCUGUAUGUGUGGCUAUCCAAAGCCUGAUCACAAAGAUGAAGCCAUCAAGCCAGAGGACUACAUUGGGCAGCAGUAUGACAAACACAGGCACAUCAGGGAGGUUCCUACUGACGCAUAUGGAGACAUUAAUUUUGGAGGAAUUGGACAGAAAACAGGCAGGUAUGUCCGUGUAUCCUCAGAUACUCCUGUUGAGAAACUGUACCAACUGAUGACCGAUUACUGGAAGCUCCAGCCCCCUAACUUGUUAAUAUCAGUCACAGGAGGAGCCAAAAACUUCGACAUUAAAACAGACCUGAAAAACAAAUUCCGUAGAGGACUAAUUAAAGUAGCCCAAACCACAGGGGCAUGGAUCCUGACUGGGGGAACAAACACAGGUGUGAUGAAACAUGUUGGGAGAGCAGUACGGGACUAUAAUCUAAGCAGUAACACUGUAGGGGGCCAGAUUGUGGCUAUCGGAGUGGCCACAUGGGGGGUCAUCCACAACCGCCAGGCUCUGGUUCACCCAGACGGUCGCUUUCCUGCUCAUUACUAUCUGGAUGAACAUUGUCAGGGUCACUUAUCCUGCCUGGAUGUUAAUCACUCUCACUUCCUGCUGGUGGAUGAUGGAACAUCUGGCAAAUAUGGGGCUGAAAUUGAACUUCGUGGACGACUGGAGAAACUCAUCUCAGACCAGCCUCUAGAAAAACCAGAGAGUGAACUGAAGAUUCCAGUUGUCUGUGUGGUACUAGGUGGUGGACCUGGAACCCUAAAUACAAUCUACAGCUCUAUGAUGAACAGCAGUCCAUGUGUUGUUCUGGAAGGUUCUGGGCGCUUGGCUGAUGUCCUCGCCAAUGUGGCUGGCCUACCUUUGUCCAAGAUCACAAUAGCGCUCAUCCAACGACUGAUGAAAAAGUUUUUUACAGAAGAGUAUAAUAACUUUUCUGAACUGAACAUCAUUGAGUGGACCAAAAAGAUUCAAGACAUUGUCCAGUUCCCGCAGCUGUUGACGGUGUUCUGCAUUGACGAGGAAAAAAACAACGACGUGGAUGUAGCCAUUCUCCAAGCUUUUCUAAAAGCCCCCCGGUGCGGUGACAGUGUGAACAGAGAGAGACAGUUGCAGCUGGCUGUGGCCUGGAACCGGGUGGAUAUUGCAGAGAGUGAGAUCUUCACUGAAGAAAGUAAAUGGAAGUCCUGUGAUCUGCACCAGGCAAUGUUCUCUGCCUUGGUGGGCCAUAAGGCUGAGUUUGUACGCCUGCUGCUGGAGAAUGGGCUAUGCAUCAUUCAGUUCCUCAAAGAUGAAAAAACACUGUGUGACCUGUAUAAGCAUCUUCCCAGCUGUCUGUUUUCACGCAAACUGGCCAAGCGAGCGCAGGGAAGCAUGAUGAUUACCCUGAGCCAUGUGGCUGCUGAAGUGCGGCGCCUGCUAGGCAGGUUCACUCAACCGCUGUACCACCCAAUGCCACCCCCUCACAAAAUAGAGAUAUCCAGUGAUGACAAGGAUUUUACAACCACACCCAAAAGCCAGGUUGAAGAACCGUCCUGCUCAGGGAAGGAGAGGGACCCAGACACAGUGUGUGAUGCAGCCAGAGAUCUGUUCCUUUGGAGCGUGCUGCAGAAUCAGAAAGACCUGGCACAGAUCACUUGGGAACAGUGCAAUGAUUGUAUUGCUGCUGCUCUGGCUGCCAGUAAAAUACUGAAGAAGCUUGCUCAGGAAGGAGGAGACACUGGGGAAGAGGCUGGAUCGAUGAGGGAGCUUGCUGAUCACUAUGAGAAACAAGCCAUUGGUGUGUUCAGUGAGUGCCAUCGCUAUGACAAGCAUCGAGCACAGAAACUGCUGACCCGUGUCUCUCCAUCAUGGGGUAGUACAACCAGUCUCUGUGUCGCUCUUGAAGCCCAUGAUAAGAGCUUCAUAGCUCACCCAGGGGUCCAGGCUUUGCUAACUCAGAUCUGGUGUGGUGAGUUAGCAGUGGAAAACCCACAAUGGAAGCUGCUGCUCUGCAUGUUUUUCUUUCCUCUUAUCUACACCGGAUUUCUGGUCUAUAGGCAUGAUGAGGUCAUCCGUAGGGAAGCAGAGAGGACAGAAGAGGAAAAGCUGGAUUCAGUGACUGGGAUGUCUAGAAAUGGCAGGAAGAAACAUGACUUUUGUAACCAGUCUGACACCAGCUCUGUGCGUCCACUAAACUGCUGGGCAAGAUUAGUGGGACUGUACACCUGUCCUCAGGUGAAGUUCUACUGGAACAUCCUGUUUUACUUUGGCUUCCUGUUUCUCUAUGCUCUGGUGUUGAUAACGGACUUCCAGCCUACGCCAUCUUGGAAGGAAUUGCUCCUGUAUGUCUGGCUCGCCUCACUCAUGUUUGAGGAGGUCAGACAGCUCUUCUAUGAUUUUAAUGGGUUUACACUUUGGAAGAAAAUGAAUAUGUAUAUUAAAGACUCAUGGAACAUUUUGGACAUGUUGUCCAUAUUGCUCUUCAUCACCGGCCUGGUUUGCAGGCUCCAGGCCUCGAGUACAGUGUUCUAUGUGGGGAAAAUCAUCCUCUGCAUCGACUUCAUCAUUUUCAGUUUGCGCCUGAUGGCUAUCUUCACCAUCAGCAAGAUCUUAGGACCUAAGAUUAUCAUUGUCAGGAGAAUGAUGAUGGAUAUGUUCUUCUUCUUGUUCCUGCUCAGUAUCUGGGUGGUCGCCUAUGGCGUGGCCACACAGAGUAUCCUGAUUGAGAAUGAGGACCGAAUUAACUGGAUUAUACGUGGUGCUGUCUAUGAACCCUACCUCAUCAUAUUUGGGAACUUGCCUGACAGUGUGGACAACACCAAAUUUGACAUAAACAGUUGCAGUAUAAAUGGCUCUGAUCCUCUAAAGCCCAAGUGUCCAGUGCUGAACAGUGACAACAGCCCAGCCUUUCCUGAUUGGCUGACCAUCAUCAUGCUGUGUAUUUAUCUUCUAUUCGCCAACAUCCUGCUCCUCAACCUACUCAUUGCUAUCUUCAAUUACACAUUUCAGGAGGUGCAAGACAAUACAGAUAUAAUCUGGAAGUUUCAACGUUAUGAGCUGAUUAAAGAGUACCACAGCCGCCCUUCUCUACCUCCACCCUUCAUCCUCCUGAGCCACAUUUACCUCUUCAUCAGACGUGUGCUCCUGCGACGUACCCCUCAGAAACAUAUGAUCUUCAGACAGGAGCUGGAUCAGACAGAAGACGAGGAGCUGAUGUCAUGGGAGUCGUUCAUGAAGGAAAACUAUCUGGCAUCUUUACAGCAGGACAGUAGCCAGAGUAUGGAGCACCGCUUGGAAAUCACCUCAGAAAAAGUUGGAACCAUGUCCGAAAUAAUAGAGCAAGGACAAGAAUGGGGUUCUGUGUCAAAAAGGCUGGGCCUGUUGGAGGAGCAGGUUUGUCAGUCAGCUAAAGCACUACAGUGGAUCAUGGACACCCUUAAAUCUCAGGGUCACCAAUCCAAACAGGACGCUCCUAUAAUGGCGAGUGUCACAAUCACUAACACCGACCCUUCAGAAUCAACUGAGCAGGAAGCAGAACGGGAGAAAACUUAUCAUGUCUAUGCCCGCCAGCUUUAUUAUCCUGGUAGCAAUGUUAAACGCUUUCCGGUUCCACUGGAAAAAGUGCCCUGGGAGGUCGACUUCUCUAUUUAUGAUCCUGCAAUUUACAAUCAAGAGAAUAUGCAAGCCUCAGACAUUUUAACUUUAGACACAUAUAGGAACCCUAAAGGACGGACAGGAUUAAAGGGACAAGGGGCUCAUAAAAAUCUGGGCCCAAACGAGAUUAUAUAUCCAGUUAUCACAAGCUCAAGCCAGUCUGGCCUUUCUGUUCUGACGUCUAUCAUCAACAAGGCAUUUCUGCACACAGAACCCCUGCUCACUGGAUUGGUGUUCCCAAAUUUUGACUAUGAUACUUUUAGAGGAUUGCACUGUAGCUCAUGUUAUUUUGUUUUCUGUAGAAAUGAGGGCUCACAACUGCAAUUCUUGGCUGUAUGGGAUGAGACAGAAAGGUGCUGGACAUUCCCCGGGGGCCCUGUCCAGCCUGGUGAGCUCUUACCUGAGAUACUAGAAACAGCGCUAGGAAAGAAUCUAUCCCAGGAAAUUAAAGCCAAAAUAAAAUCAGGAAGCCACACUGAGGUCUGUAAAGGUUAUGUAGAUGACAGCCGGAACACUGAUAAUGCCUGGGUGGAAAGCACUGUAAUAACAGUUCACCUCGAAGAUGAGUGGCGUCUCAUGAUGCAGGGUGGUGGUGAUGAGUCUCUUAGCAGCACUGAGAAACUUGAGUGGCAGGAGGUGAGCGGCAAAACACCUGUAAAUCCAUAUCAGCGAGAAGCUCUCUGUACCAUUGCCCAAAAACACAACAUUAAGUUCUAAGGAAACUUCAGACUCUCAGGAAAAUGGACAAACAAAUGCUUCCUCUCCAAACUGUGUACCUCUUGUGGGAAUUCAGUAGUAGCAAAUCUGCGCCUAUACUGUUCUGUAACUGUUUGCACAUUUGCUAAUGAACUAAUCAUUCAACUUUAGUACAACAGUAAAUAUUGAUAAAAUAACAUCAAAGAAAGCUUAUUAAUAAUCAUGAUCAUCAUAAAUAUAAAUAAAUGAAAUCUAAAAUGUGCAGGUCAUAUACAGAGAGGAAUAAAAUUAUUUAAACCACCUAAAAGCAUUGUAUAAUAAUAAUAAUAUAUAACCCAGUAUACUCAGUACAGAAGAAUUCAUCUCUCAGAGAUUAUGUGAGAUUACAGAUACUAUAGAGGUUAGCACAUGAAAUUUUGCACUAUUACUGUUGGAUGUUUAAGUUGAAUUCACCGUUUU